AUGUUUGAAGAUGAUGAUAUAAAAAAAGAUGAUGUAGAAGAAAAUGGUAUAGAAAAAGAUGGUGUAGAUGAAGAUAGUAUAGAAAAAGAUAGUGUGGAAGAAGACGAUGUAAAAAAAGACAAUGUAGAAGAAUUAUCAUUUUGUUGA
Molecule: messenger RNA, 147 nt
Organism: Cetraspora pellucida
Lineage: Eukaryota; Fungi; Glomeromycota; Glomeromycetes; Diversisporales; Gigasporaceae
Source: the annotation of a GenBank genome assembly